AUGAAUGAAGAAAUAGAUUAACAUUUAGAGAUGCAAGAGACAAAUAUUAUGUUAUUAUAACAAUUUGAGAAUGAUACUCAAAGUCAAGAACCUUAGAGUCCAUAUCAAUUUUCAGAACAUUCAGAUUUACCUUCACCAUAAAGGAAGUAAUCUAGAAAGAAAGAAAAGAUAUUAGAAAAACUUUUAUCAAACAGGGCAAAAUUUAAUGAAAGAGUAGCAGUCUUCAAUUUGAUAAAUUCGCUUUAAUUAGUAUGGUUAUUGGAAAAGAAUAGGCAAUUACUUUAUACAAUUUGAGUUCGAUAAUAAAUAUAGAAGGAUAAUCAAACUUGAAAUUUUAUGAUAGUUCAUCUAUUUUAAGUUUUUAUAGAUGGAAUAAAUAGGGAUUCACAGUAUAUUAUUUGAUAACAAUUUUGGUGAUGGUCCAUGUAUUGAAAUUAUUAACAUGUUUAGUAGGUAAGAAUGAAAAUGAAUUAGGGUAUUUUUGUGUAUUACAAAAGAGUGAAUAAUUGUUGACUAUAUUUAUGAUGUUAACAUUUACUUGUGUGAUAACAAGAGGUAUAAUAACAAUAUUAUUGUUAAUUGAUUAUGGUUAAAUAUUAUAAACACAAUCUUAUAUUUAUGGGAAAGAGGAUAAAAUAGCUUAAUCAUAAACAAUAUAAUUUACAGUAGUAUUAGUGAUAUUUGUAGCUGUAGAAAUAGUAAUGGGAUUGUAAAGUUUAUUAUAUGCAGGAUAAGCAAAGGAGAAAUAUAAAUGUAAAAUAUAUAAUUAAUUGAUAUAUAGAAAUGAGAGUGAAUGAAAAGAAGAUAGCCUAGCAUUAUCAGAUAGCUUACUAAAUAACUUUAAGAUAAUUCCUGGUUUGA
This is a messenger RNA of Paramecium primaurelia, 861 nucleotides long. Lineage: Eukaryota; Ciliophora; Oligohymenophorea; Peniculida; Parameciidae. The record is from the annotation of a GenBank genome assembly.